Messenger RNA from Piliocolobus tephrosceles (Ugandan red Colobus), 1078 nucleotides. RefSeq names its product sentan, cilia apical structure protein (gene SNTN). Gene Ontology annotation, molecular function: transition metal ion binding; protein binding. Lineage: Eukaryota; Metazoa; Chordata; Mammalia; Primates; Cercopithecidae. The record is from RefSeq and is a predicted model, not a curated record. The transcript is spliced from 5 exons.
AUGGGUGGCUGUAUGCACAGUACCUAGCACAAAGCCCUCCACUUAGAAGGGGAUCCCAAUCCUUGUGCAGCCCCAACAUCCACCUGAGCACCUCGGAAAAUGCCCAAAAGCAUUUCAAUAUCCAAACAACUGGCUUCAGUGAAAGCUCUGAGGAAGUGCUCAGAUCUGGAAAAAGCCAUUGCCACCACUGCUCUGAUUUUCAGAAAUUCUUCUGACACUGAUGGUAAACUUGAAAAAGCUACUGCCAAAGAUCUGCUGCAAACCCAAUUUGGGAAUUUCACAGAGCUCCCCUUCACUUUCUACUGUGAGUGGAAGCCGUCUGAGAUCCUCACCAGAUGCUGAUGCCUCAACUUGAACUUUCCAGCCAUCAGAAUCGGACAAGAAACCAAGCCAAAAUACAGAGAGAUCCUUUCUGAACUUGAUGAGCACACAGAAAAUAAGCUAGAUUUUGAAGACUUCAUGAUCUUGCUGUUAAGCAUCACUGUCAUGUCAGAUCUGCUACAAAAUAUAUGGAGUGUAAAAAUUAUGAAAUAAACAGUCUCAAUAUGAUAUGUAAAAUAAUGGCAAAAGACAAUAAAGUAUUUCCAUCUUAUUUUUGAUUAAUUAAAUAUAUCAAUCAUGCAACUGGAAUUGCCUAGGAUAGUUCUGAUUGCUGGUACUCAGAUCCAAUGUAACUCCAAAAAUUUACCCAUACACUUCAGGAAUGUUUGAGUGAUAAGGUCUCUGUGUGCUUUACAAUAUGAUAAAUUUGAUACCACUGAAUAAUACAUUGCUUUUGCUGAGUCAAAGGUGACCUAGAGCACUCUACUUAUAGUCAUUGAGUCACUCAUUCAUUCACUAAACAUUUGUUGAGCAUCUACUUGAUGGGACUGCUGAGGAUACAGUAAUGAAUUGGGCAGACAAUUCCCUCCUUCAGACAUGCUGGCAGAAGUCCAGCAGAAGAGAUGGACAUUGAACAAUUUUUAAUUAAUUGCAUACACAGUAUAAUUAGAAUUGAAAUAAGGGCUAUAGGAUGCUAAAAGAGAUUAUCACCUGAUGUGAGUUCAAAGGUCAGAGAAGCUUUACUGACGUUCUAUAA